Messenger RNA from Pelagomonas calceolata, 3247 nucleotides. The record is from the annotation of a GenBank genome assembly. NCBI's taxonomy places the organism in Eukaryota, Pelagophyceae, Pelagomonadales, Pelagomonadaceae.
AUGUUUCGACUCGCCGUCUGGCUAUGUUUGGCGACGCGCGCGCGGGGCGACGGACUACUCGUCCUCACAAGCCCGGGCUACGCGACCGUCGGCGUCGGCGAAGCAUUGGUGUUCGAGGUCGUCGACGCGUCUGGGGCAGUCGCGGCACCCGUCGUGCGCGUCGGCGGCGAGGUGGCCGCCGUGGCGCUGCGGUCCGCGCGGCCGCUCGCCGACAACGCAACGGCAUGGACGUUUCGACUGUUCCUGGAGCUCGGCGCCCACGCCGUCGAAGCCUGCGCCGGGUGCUGCGUCUCGAUGAUAGCCCGCGUCGUGCGCCCGGCCGGCCACCGGUCGCUCCAGAGCUUUUACCACGGUCGCGGCGACUGCGCGUUCACGGAGUCGGAGCGGGUGGUGUUGUUGCUCGACGACGUCGCGGCGUGCGGGACUCUCGCGCACCACCGGUUGCGCGUCGUCGUCGAGCCUCCAGCGGACGCGAUUGAGCGGCGCGCGGUCGAGCACUCGCUGCUGACCAGCCUCGCCUGCGCCGCGGCCACCGAGCUCGUCGUCGCGGGCGGCGCCGCCGCCGCGCCGCCGUGGCUCCGGGCGCCGCCGGCGGUCGAUGGACGCGGCCGACGGCGGACCGGAGCGUUCCCGUCGUUCGCCUGGGGCGCGCCCGGCGAGCCGACGUACGUCCUCUACGUCGGAAGCGGCGCCACGCCCAACCAUACGGACACCGCGCCUGCGUUAGCUAUGGCGCUGGCCGCGCGCCCUCCUCACGCGCGCCUCUCGCUCGUCUGGCCCCGGGGUGCGCCGGACGCUGACGACGUUCGUACGCACGAGAACUUGGUGGGCCUCCGGGACCACGUGGCGCGCUGCGCGCGCGCGAAGAUGCCGCUGCCGCCGUACGUCUGCGGCCGGCGCGCGCGCGUCGCCGGGUUCGUGCGGCUCGACCUCGCUUUUGUCGAUGCCACGAAAGCGACGCCCCAGCACCGCGCCCGCGACGUCGUCGUCCGCCUCCUGGAGCACGGAGGCGCGUUCGGAGUGCACGUUGAAAAGCUCGACGCGAACAACUCGCUCGCGCGCGCCGACCUCGCCUGGACCCUCGAGAACCUGGCAGGCGCGCCGAGCUACGAGGCUUUAACGCCAGCGGACCCCAAAAACGGCUCGAUCCGCGAGACUGCGAGCCUCUUCGUUUUGCACGGCGCCGACGCGCGGGAGGUUGCGACCGCGUUCGCCGCGGUCGAGACCUGGACCGGCCCGACCUGCGGCGCGAUAGCGUGUCCCCGCGAGGGCGCGUGGAUCGACUACGCCGCGACGGUGUCUACGACGGACCGCGUGCAGGUCAAACUCGUCGACAGCGACGUCGCCUUCCGCGACUGCGCGCACGGCGCGCUUGUCGCCCGCGAGGACCCCGCGACGACGCCACGCUUCUUUGGGCGGGGGUUACUGCUACGCCAACCGCCGUGCGAAGGCCAGGUCUGGUCGGCCUGCGCCGCCGAGCGCGUCCGCGACGCCGUGGCCUGGCGCGAGGCGGUGAGCACCUUCGACGAGGCCGGCGCGGUUCGGGCGCUCGCCGGCCUCGUGAAAGCGGGUCUCGCGCUCGCGCGGAGCCGAGUCGCCCAUCGGGAUCUGCACGCGGGCAACGUUCUCGUCGCGGAGGGUCGCGUCGUCGUCGUCGACUUCAGCUGGGCCGCGCGGCUGGACGAUCGUCGAGAAUGGGCCCGCGACCCGGCUCUUUCCGCGACGCCGGGCGUCGGCGAACACGCGCUGCACGCGCAUGCGAUUGCCGACGAGUCCGACGCGGCGGCGCUCGCGCGCCUCGUCGAGCUCGCGGCGCCCCGGGCGGACGCGCGCGCGCAAGAUGUCGCAUCCGUGCUGGUCGCGGCCCUCGACGCGCACGCGCGGUCGUCCGUCGCGCUCGCCGGCGCCGAGGACGCGCUCGCGGCGGCGCGCGACGCCCUGCUGGACCCGACCGUCGUCGUCGCGCGCCCCGCUCCGCCGGAAACGCAUCACGCGUGUCCGCCGACGCCCGAACCCGCGAUCGGCGCUCACGUUUUUGUGCUCUGGGGCGUCGCGGAGCACGCGUGGCCUCGCCUCGUGCCGCGAAUCGCCGCCGAGGCCGAAAUCCUCCACGUCGCGCGCCUCGCCGCGGCACCGUCCUGCGCGCGCAUCCUGCGCCUCUACGGCCACCAGCCGCUGGCCUAUUCCGUACUCGAGGGCAAGUGCGGCUUCGUGCGCGGGCGCGCGCCGGCGCUCGUCGUCGUCGCGCGCUUCGACGCGCUACCCCUGCUGCCCGUCGAAGAUGCAGCGACGGACGGUGUGAUUAAUCGCGCCGCGGACGCGCGGGCGGUCGCGCUCAAGGCCGCGCUCCGGGCGGACUUUCGCGACCUGGGCAUCGCCGUCCCGGAUUACGUCCACGGCACCGUGGACGCGUGCGAGGCCCGGCGCGACGCGCUCCUACUCGCUGGCGUGCGUCUGGCCGACCUCGUUGCCGCGCGCGGCGCGAGGCCCGGUCCGGACCCCAUCGCGGGCGGCGAGGUCCACGUGUUCGAGCGGCCCUGCGCGGCCGGGGAGCCGCCGUGUGGUUGGAGGGACCUCUCCGAGGCCAUCGCCGCCGCGGCCGCCACGACGCGGCUCGCCGUGUACCGGAACCCGGGGCCGUGCCUCGCCGGCGACGGCGCCUGCGGCGACCUUGACCUCCUCGUCGAGAACGUCGACGCGGCGCUCCUCGCGCUGGGCGUCGCGGGCGCCGGCACGGACGCCGCGAGCGCGCGUCCCGCCGCCGGGGCGGUGAGUGAAGCCUGGAGCGAACACCACUUUGGCGUGCACCUCGCCGGCGGCGCGAUGGCACUCGUCGAGGUCCGCGCAGUCGACGACCCUGCUGGUUUUGGCGACGGCGUCGGCGAUGGAUGGCGGCGCGACAUGCUCGCGAGGCGAGAGUGCGCGCCGUGGGGCGAAGGCGGCGCCUGCGUCGUUUCGGAGCGCGACCAAUUUUACGCCCUCCUCCACGGCGCGCUCGCCGACGGCGCCCGCAUCCAGGCUCGGUACGCCGACGCCUUGGAAUCCAUGGCGCCCCGUGUUGGUGACGAUGCCGCGGCGGCCGUAACUAAUGGAACGGUCGCCGCGCUCGCAGCACACCUCGCGGCGUUCUUGGAAUCUUGUGGCUACCUCGAGUCCGUCGGCGCGGAGGCGCUCGGGCGCCUCGCCCGCGAGGCAGACUAUCCUCUCCCAACGUAUGUGAAAAAUGCCUAAUUGUGCUCCGCCAUCC